Molecule: messenger RNA, 1680 nt
Organism: Anopheles aquasalis
Lineage: Eukaryota; Metazoa; Arthropoda; Insecta; Diptera; Culicidae
Gene: Nmd3
Product: 60S ribosomal export protein NMD3
Biological process (GO): ribosomal large subunit export from nucleus
Cellular component (GO): nucleus; cytoplasm
Molecular function (GO): ribosomal large subunit binding
Source: RefSeq, a predicted model, not a curated record
UCACAAAAGUAGGCGAGCGCGCACGUGUACGAAUUUACGGGAAACUCGCGGAAAAUGGAGUACCUCAGCGAUGCGGCGAGUGGAAAUCCGCUACCGAGCGGCUCGGGGACGGUGAACAAAAUCCUGUGCUGCGAGUGUGGCGUUCCGAUCGAGCCAAAUGCCACCAACAUGUGCGUCCCGUGUCUGCGCUCGCACGUCGACAUCACGGAGAACAUCCCGAAGCAGGCGGUGAUCUUCUUUUGCCGGAACUGCGAGCGCUACCUCAACCCGCCGAACGAAUGGGUUCCGUGUGGUCUCGAGUCCAAGGAGCUGCUGUCGCUCUGCCUUAAGCGGCUGUCGGGGCUGAAGCAGGUGAAGCUGGUCGAUGCCGGGUUCGUGUGGACGGAGCCGCACUCGAAGCGCAUCAAGGUAAAGCUGACCGUCCACGGUGAGGUGAUGAACGAUGUCGUGCUGCAGCAGGUCUUCGUGGUGGAGUUUACGGUCAACAAUCAGAUGUGCGACGAUUGUCACCGGACGGAGGCCAAGGACUUUUGGCGCUGCAUGGUACAGGUUCGCCAGAAGGCCGUCAACCGGAAGACGCUCUUCUAUCUGGAGCAGAUGAUCCUAAAGCACCGGGCACACGAGAACACGCUCGGCAUCAAACCGACCGCCGGGGGGUUGGACUUUUUCUAUGCGACCGAUGCACACGCCCGCAAGAUGGUCGAUUUCUUGCAAGCCGUCCUGCCGGUCAAGGUCACGAACUCGAAGAAGCUCAUUUCGCACGACAUUCACAGCAACUCGUACAACUACAAGUACUCGUACGCGGUGGACAUUGUACCGGUUUCCAAGGGUAGUCUGGUGUGCCUGAGCAAGCGGUUAGCCCAGCAGAUGGGUCACAUCGCUCCCGUGUGUCUGGUGACGAAGGUGGCCAACUCCAUCCAUCUAAUCGAUCCACAAACGGCCCAAUUGGCCGAGGUACAGAAUAUGGCAUUCUGGAAGUGCCCGUUCGAGGCAAUCUGCAAUCCGAAGCAGAUGGUCGAAUUCAUCGUAAUGGACGUCGAGUUCCGCGAUCAGAAAGCGUUCCCCGGCCAGGGUCCAGUUUCGAUGCGCCACACACUGGCCGACGUUUGGGUGGUGAAGGCUUCGGAGCUCGGGCUCGACAAUAGCACGGUGCACGUACGAUCACAUCUCGGCAAUCUGCUCAAACCGGGCGACACCGUGCUGGGGUACGAUCUGCGUGAUGCCAACGUGAACAAUGCCGACUUCGAGAAGCUGAGCGCGGACACCAUUCCAAAUGUGCUGCUGGUGAAGAAAUCGUACGAUAAGACGGUUCGCAAGCAGAACCGUAACUGGAAGCUGAAACACCUGGCCGAGGACGUUGCGCUCGAUACGGACAUCGAGAACGAUUACAACGAGUUCCUGGAGGAUCUCGAGGAGGAUCCGGAGCUGCGCCAGAACGUGAACAUCUUCAAGGACAGCAAGCGGCAGCAGAUGCCCGUGGACACGAACGAUAUGGAUGAUUCGUCGGUACCGCGCAUCACGCUCGAGGAGAUGCUGGACGAUCUAGUGCUCGACGAUGCCGAGAUGGGCGAUGGUUAGAGUAGGCUGGGUUGCUUUCGGAUUUUGUUUCAUUUCCUUUUGUUUCCCUCAAUAAACAGGUGCAUUAGUAGGCUCGUUGUUCUACUUGGCUACAUCAUCGCA